This is a messenger RNA of Labeo rohita (rohu), 765 nucleotides long. RefSeq lists its product as uncharacterized. The transcript has 5 exons. Lineage: Eukaryota; Metazoa; Chordata; Actinopteri; Cypriniformes; Cyprinidae. The record is from RefSeq and is a predicted model, not a curated record. The coding region runs from base 69 to 698 and encodes 209 amino acids.
UCUGCAGAUUCUCUCAGUUGAUCAGAAGUGCUUGAAAUGUUGAAGGGAGAGUAAGACCUUAUGCUGUCAUGGAGGUUUUUCUAAACAGGAUCCUGCAUCUGAACUUGUGUGUCAUCAUAUCUUUACUGACCAAUGCAGAUUAUUCCAAAUCUAAUCAAGAGCAAAGGAUUCGGCAACACAUCAACAAAACAGUCUCUGUGGGGGAAACAGUUACACUUCACUGCAACAAAACCCAGUUUGAUGAUGAUUUCACAUGGAAAAUCAACAACUCUGUUAUUUUUAGGCAGGUCUCUGUUUUUAACAUAACUAAAAAAAACAGCUCAAACAAGAUUCACAUCGACCCAGCAGAUCCACGAGAAUUAACUAUACAUCAAAUACAAGUAUCUGAUGCAGGAAACUUCACCUGUUACCCAGCAGCAAUAAGAUGGACAUUAACAAUAACAGAAAACACAAUCAGACCAGAAUCGCCCAUUCAAAUGCCGUUGUACAUCAUCAUCAUUACCAUCUCAUGUUCUGGAGUCAUUAUGAUCUGUCUGAUCAUCACCAUCAGCAUCUUCAUCCACAGGAGCUGUAAAAACAACAAACAGAGUCACAGAGAAAUGGGACAGGACUUUUCUCAGGCACCGGCUAGAGGAAGGAUACAGACUCAAAGCAGUCAGUACUUUGAGAGAUACAACUCAAUAUAUGGGCAAAUAUGAUUAUUUUUGUUCUUUUUGUUUUUGAGAUUUCAGAUUUUUAAAUUUACCCUGAAGAUUUGAAAUCUUA